Messenger RNA from Siniperca chuatsi (mandarin fish), 2905 nucleotides. RefSeq names its product guanine nucleotide binding protein (G protein), alpha inhibiting activity polypeptide 3 (gene gnai3). Bases 687 to 1751 code for a protein of 354 amino acids. Gene Ontology annotation, cellular component: heterotrimeric G-protein complex. The transcript has 9 exons. Lineage: Eukaryota; Metazoa; Chordata; Actinopteri; Centrarchiformes; Sinipercidae. Gene Ontology annotation, molecular function: G protein-coupled receptor binding; GTPase activity; G-protein beta/gamma-subunit complex binding. The record is from RefSeq and is a predicted model, not a curated record. Gene Ontology annotation, biological process: adenylate cyclase-modulating G protein-coupled receptor signaling pathway.
UGUCAUCACUUGUUUGAAACUACAUAAUACCUCGGUUUACGGAGGUUUGUUUUGAAUAUAUCGAUUUGUGCCUGACUUAGAGCAAUAUUAUAUUUAGGCUAAAUAGAAUUCACAUAGCUGGUAGUUUUGAAGCAACUCCAUUUCCCAUCAGCCAUGUGGGGCGCCUCAAUUUUCCUUUUUUCUUGGUUUGCAGCUGGAUCAGAUGGAUAAACGUGCGACUGCACAGCAGUAACAGUUUCAUGGGAUAAAUUCGGGGAUUUUAUUUGGGUUUUCUUUAAAAACGCUGGAUUAAGAACCUGAUUUUUCAUACAAGUUUCUACAUUAAAGUAUUUUGUUUUCUUCUUUUCAAAUGUUUAUGUUCUUCUGUAAGUCUAAACUACAAAGAAGUUGGAUUAAAAAAAUUGAAAACAUCAAUUUGGGGAGCUUUUUCGCUUAAAAUCCCGUAUCUAGUCACCCGGACAGACAGGAGUGUUUGGACUGAAGCUGUGUGAGCGCAGCAUCAGACUGUGGGUUUAUAGUUGGACAGACGAACCCUCCGGUGCCAACGCCUUUUCCCUUUCUCCGCUUUUCCUCGUCUGGGAAACUUCUGCUCACACCGACCCAAGGGCUGUUUGACGGCGUUUCCCUUCAACUCAUGAGCUGCUGAAACUACAAUCCGACACUAAAGAAGUUGUUUGAGAGUGAAAAUGGGCUGCACGAUCAGCGCCGAGGACAAAGCUGCGGUGGAGAGGAGUAAAAUGAUUGAUAAAAACCUGCGGGACGACCGAGAGAAAUCCUCUAGAGAAGUGAAACUGCUUCUGCUCGGUGCUGGGGAAUCUGGGAAAAGCACAAUAGUAAAGCAGAUGAAAAUCAUUCAUGAAGAUGGCUACUCAGAAGAGGAAUGCCAGCAGUACAGAGUGGUGGUGUACAGCAACACCAUCCAGUCCAUCAUGGCCAUCAUCAGGGCAAUGAGCCGGUUAAAGAUAGAUUUUGCGGAUGCUGCACGGGCGGACGAUGCCCGCCAGCUGUUUGCCCUGGCGAGCUCAGCGGAGGAAGGGGUGAUGUCGGCAGAGCUGACGAGCGUGAUUAAGAGGCUGUGGAGCGAUGGAGGAGCUCAGGCAUGCUUCGAUCGAUCACGAGAGUAUCAGCUCAACGACUCUGCUGCAUACUACCUGAAUGACUUGGACAGGAUCUGUCAGCCGAACUACAUCCCGUCUCAGCAGGAUGUGCUACGUACACGUGUAAAGACCACUGGCAUCGUGGAAACUCAUUUCACCUUCAAAGAUCUCUACUUCAAGAUGUUUGAUGUCGGGGGUCAGCGCUCGGAGAGGAAGAAGUGGAUCCAUUGUUUUGAGGGAGUCACAAGUAUCAUUUUCUGCGUUGCGCUCAGUGACUACGACCUCGUCUUGGCUGAGGAUGAGGAGAUGAACCGGAUGCAUGAGAGCAUGAAGCUUUUCGACUCCAUCUGCAACAACAAGUGGUUCACGCUCACCUCCAUCAUCCUCUUCCUCAACAAGAAGGACUUGUUUGAAGAGAAGAUCAACAGGAGUCCGCUCACUAUCUGCUACCCCGAAUACUCUGGUGGGCACUCAUAUGAAGAGACUGCAGCUUAUAUCCAGUGCCAGUUUGAAGACUUAAAUAAACGAAAGGACACCAAGGAGGUCUACACCCACUUCACUUGUGCCACAGACACCAAGAAUGUGCAGUUUGUGUUCGACGCUGUCACCGACAUCAUCAUCAAGAUCAACUUGACGGAGAUCGGGCUCUACUAAAGCUUCAGGCCCUGCAGGUGUCAGGAUCAGGAUUUCUGGCCUAGUAUGUCUUGUCUGCAGAGGGCGAAUUGGAAAGUAGGUGUUAAUAAGGACUGAGCUGGUGGCCGUGCUGCAUGCAGGACCUAAAUUCCACAAUAUGGGGACUUGAUUCUAUGAUCACUUUUGUCUUAAUAGAUUUUAUGAUGCAGAGCAUACUGGGAGGAAGUGAUAAGUCGGGGAGGCUUGUGAAAUGAUCACUGUGAGUUCUGUGGAGUCUUGUCAUAUUUAAGACCUUUGCAUCACUCGGGCUGGCAGGUAAAGCCCCUCUGAUGUUGCUGACACAUUUAUAGUUUGUCUGUCAUAUGUACAAGGACCAAAAUAGACUGUCUGUCUAUCAGAUCCAUUACUGCAUUUCACAGUUUCACAGCUGAUAUGUAAAUUCUGUUCACUUUUAAUGUGCUGCAUCUUCUCUUAGCUUAAGUCUGUAUCACAUCGCUUUUAUUGAAUAUUUGCAAUUGUUAUAUUUUAUUUUAAUUUUGAGUUGCAAUUAUAUAGUAAUUCCACUUUUUGGAUGUGUGGAUUCCAUAACUUAUCUAUGGAGAAUUGUUUAGUGUGAGCAGUUUUGAUGAAUAUAAUGUAACCUUUUGGGUCUGGGAUUAGUUAGCGGGAGUGUAAUGAACUCAGUAGCAACACUGCUGUCUACAUAGUUACUUUAACUAUUAACUAGACAGCAUUGUAUUGAACAAUAUUUUUAUACAUGAAACAUCACUGCAAAUCAAUUUGUGAACGGAGAUCUUGAUUUCCCUGUGUUUUUUUUCCAUAGGAAUUUUGAAUAAGACUAAUAUUAUUCACUCAGUUGAGGUCAAUAUAGAAUAUCCUUUUUUUAAGGUAAUUUUUUAAAUCCUAUGGAUAUCAGUGAAGAUGUAUAAACACAUUAAACAUAAAUAGUGGGAUAGUUUGAUAAAGCCAAAGUGUUUUUUGGCCCUAGCCAUCACAUAAUACUAAUGAAGUCUGUUGCUUAUAUAUACUGUAGUGGAGCACAGUUUGGGUUAGUUCAGUCACUUCCUGCAUAGAGAAGUCAUGGUAGAAAAUGUUCCUGAAAAUUUGUGUCUAGCUUUCUUUAUAUUUCUGCAGUUGUAUUGGUUAAUUUUAACAUCAUUAAAUGAUGGCACACA